This is a messenger RNA of Gambusia affinis (western mosquitofish), 11168 nucleotides long. It is a transcript of the gene rbbp8nl, whose product is annotated as retinoblastoma binding protein 8-like. The transcript has 20 exons. Lineage: Eukaryota; Metazoa; Chordata; Actinopteri; Cyprinodontiformes; Poeciliidae. Gene Ontology annotation, molecular function: Y-form DNA binding; flap-structured DNA binding; single-stranded DNA binding. Gene Ontology annotation, biological process: double-strand break repair via homologous recombination; DNA double-strand break processing involved in repair via single-strand annealing. Gene Ontology annotation, cellular component: site of double-strand break. The coding region runs from base 7373 to 9208 and encodes 611 amino acids. The record is from RefSeq and is a predicted model, not a curated record.
UGUUUCCAUUCCAUUGCACUCUAUUUUUGCUUACAUUUUGUGAAGAAGGAAGUUUUGUUCAGUGACUUCUUCAGAGGUUUUCGUGUUGCUUCCUUCACUGGUUCAUCUGAUUUACAAUCAGAGGAAGACAUGUGGUAAAAGGAUGUGGUUGCCGGGUUAAUUAUUGACACUGAUGUAAUGGAAAGCCUCUCAACAUAAAAACAAAAAAAAACAAACCACAUUUCAAAUGUUGGCAGGUUAUCCUGCCAACAUUUAGUGGGACAACUGUUUGUUCAGUUGUCCCACCACAAGCAUAUAAACGGUCGUGGUGGGACAACCGGACAAACGGCUUGGUUCAUUUGACCCAGUGGAGUGUGAAAGUGAACAGCACCAGUUUAAAAUGUUACUAAUUUUCCAAUCUUGGUCCCCAAUCAAGCUACUGAUCACUCACUUUGUCAUUGCCUCUUUGGGCAGGACGCUUCACCCCCUUUUGCCGCUGGGGGUGAUCAGAGGGUGUAGUGCUGCCUAUUGAAUGGCAGCCUCACUUCUCUCAGUCUGUCCCAGGGCAGCUGUGACUACAAUGUAGAUUACCACCAUCAGUGUGUAUGAAAAGGUCAAUGACUGAUUGUUGUGUGAAGCUGUCUGGAGUCCUCAGAGAUGGUAAAAGUCCUGUCAGUGGAGCCCAUUUUACCAUUUAUCAUCCAUGCCCUGGGCAUCAAGUCACCACCAUGCAGCGUAAUGCCUAACUAUCAUUCCAGUCUUCUUCACUUGUGUUUCUGUGGCUUUGCAAGAGCAGAAGUGUUGGUCUAACAGCCCACUCUACUGUCAUAGAACCAAACAAUAUGAUAAAUAUCCUCAUUUUCAUUUUUUUCAGUUUAUUCAGUGUUUCACUACUCCUGCCUUACAUGCUAGCAUCAAACCUGGACAUGGCAACAGUCCUGACAUUCCUACCUCGAGCACACUUUUGAGAUGGGUUGCCUCCUCGUCUUUUUCCAUUGCUGCUAAUAGCACUUAGCAUUUGUCAACAGCUCACUGCUGGAGGAAGUCAGAGCAUCGCAUCGCACAACACAAAUAAUCAUCUGGCAGCAACACAGUGUGCGAAAUAUAAAAACAUAAUUUAAUGAAGCCCUGAAGAAGAUAAUUUGGCACAAGACAUUUUGAAAAUUGAGGUAGUCGAAUUAUUCAAUCUAAUGUUUACAGCCCUAGUGUCAUGAUGCUACACAACUAGAUGAAGUUUAACUCAAAAAGCCCUUUUCCAACAGGUUCGGUAGCAGAAUACUAAAAGAGACAGUCUUUUCCUUCACACUAAUACCCAAUUGCUCAUGAUUUCAUCUUGGUGUCACGACUGCUUCCUUAAGAGAUCAGAAUGAAAUCACCCCUUUAUUUCGUUACAAAGAGCAGGGCUAGGUGUCGUUUAUGCUUGAAAUGCUGUAACAUUGUGCCUACAAUACAGACUGAUUGGUCAGCAUCGUUGUACAAUUUUCAGUACGAACAUGAGGCGAGGCAGUCAGAAAGAGAGAGAGAGAGAGAUUCUCUGCAGUAGCUCACCCAUCCCAUGUACUUUAUCUCAGGUUUAGAGAGGCCUUUGGUGGGGAGCUGAAACCGGCUUGACCAGUCAUGACUUAUCUUGCAAGCUGAAAAAGCUGGUAAAAGCUGCUGUCCUGGUGGCAGGGCUAAUGGGAGCACAAGUGUUCAUGUUCUUCCCUUUCUGUGUCCCAAGCUAUUCAACAUGGAAUGCCAGGUUUCACACAUUGUACAAGUUGCUGUCCACUGGGUCCGGAGCAGUGCUGGAAAGUAGAACGAUCUUUGAUUUAUGACCCUUCAGCGAGGGUGGAGGCCGUAGCCAUAGCAAGAACGCCAGAACACAGAGGUUGUCUUAACAUGCUAGUAUGUGAACUGAGGGUAAGGUGAGCUCAUUGCAAUUUCACCCCACGCAAAAUUAAGCUAGUCUUUACAUGUAGGCAGGACAAGAUAAGUAGUUAAAGAUAUAGUUACCCUUCACUAAAAAUUUGCAGCCAGAACACUUAUUUUCAAAGCUCUUACUCAGCACAGUACAGACCGGAGACUUUUUCCAAUACAUAACAGCACCAAGCGAGCCAGAAAGCACAAAGCGAGUCCUUAAAAAAAAAAAAAAAAACACACACACAAAAACUUUUUUACUUCUGAAUUUUUUUAUUCAUUCAGUUGCAUUUAUAUUUUCCAACACUGAUAAUUUGAUAAUAGGCAGUAGAAUGAAUCUGCCAUACAUAUAGUUACAUCUUAAUGAGCUCCAGAGCUGAUAAACAUGAUCAUCUUUUAGAAACACCAGCCCCAACCAUCAGAAAUUCUGCUCCUGGCUCUUUUUCAAAAAGGUUUUUUCCACCAAGUCCAGUCACUUUCCUGUUGUUAUUAUUGCUGUCUCGCUUAAAAAAUGCAUCAUUCUCUCUUUCUACAUGCUGUUUUGGCCACUCCAAAGCAGCCAAAUUCUCCCAACUGCAGUCAGAUGUCCACUCUGUCGAUGAACAGAUACAAAGUCACUGCUGCUCAGCUCCCAUCUUCCUGGGUGUUUGCACUCCUGAGAUGUUUAACCCCCUUUAAGACAAACUGCGUGUCGAUGUGAACAUAGGAAUUGCACUAUAGGGCUCAGAGAAACCUUGCGUUUGGAGGAGGUGGUCUGGAUAUGGUUUCAAACGAACUCUAGAGCAGUUUGUGUAUGGUGUGAACACAAACCGUACACAACGGUGUGAAUGUUUCCACACAGCUACCAGGUGGCUGCUGUGAAACAGGGUUGUGUGAUGAAAUGUGGGAUGAAGAACAAUAAACAAACUAAUGAGCAGCACAUUUUUAGGGCAAAGCACAAAGCCCCAUUCUUCUUUCAAGACUAUCCGAAAAAUUGACUUCAGUGGGACAAAUUACAGAUGGAGAACAAUUUGUCAAAUCUACAAAUUGCAGACGGAGAUGGGAAUCCAGUGGAAUUAGUAAUUAGGAUGCUAAUGGCACGGCAACGCUCUGUCACGACAAUAGGCAUUAUGUUCCUGUUAUGAAGACCUCUGAUUUUCUCUGUCGUCUGUGAUUGUGUUUUGGUGUCACAGUUCAAGUUUUUCCGUACAGUUUGUAAUUGUCUUGUUUUGAAGGGUGUCAGUAGUGAUCCCAUUUACCAGAGAAUCUCACACAUUGAAAUUCAGGAAAUAAAUUAGUAAAAUGGAAAUUGGAAAAGCUCCUGUUUUUUGGGGAGAGGUUGGUGGGGUCUGAUAGAAAGGUGCUGCGCUAUAGGACGACGUGGAUUUUCAGUGGUUUUUCAAAUCACAGAGUGAAGAAACAGUUUUUUCACUUCACAGGAGUCACUUGAUCAACAGCCGGAUGUUACUACUGGCGAAAACAUCAAACAAGAGACAAGAAGUGGUAGGAGGAUGAUGCUGCUGGCUCCACCAGCUCUCACAGCAUUACACAGCUCAUAAAAAGUUGUGGGUCAUUCCAACGUGCUGAAUCCACAGCGCUUCUGUAAAAUCACAAUCUAGAAUUUCCCCAGAAAGUUGCACACUUAGGCGCUCCCAAGUAGGCGGGGCUUAUCAUUCCGCACCCUCUGAUUGCCAGCGAUAAUUCAGCCAUGAGCGCUGGCAACAUGGAUGAAUUAUGAAUAUAUCUCAUGCAACUCUUUACAUCUGACGUCGCCACGACUCACCAUGUGAACAAGCUUAUUCACCUGUGAUUGAAAUUUCAUUUCUCAUUGCAAUUGCAAAAUUGUGAUUUUUAUAUAUAUUUUUUUUUCAACAAUAGCAGAUUUGCACACGUUAGUACUGGAAACUAACGUGUUAGGGACACGCCAGAACACUGUCCUUAUAAUUUGUUAUUGAUUAUGGGGUAUAUUCAAGGUGUUGUAGAGAAACACUGGAUGUUCCAAUCAAUUCACAGCACCUAGAACAAAACGAGCUACACCAUGGCACCUGUGGAGAACAAUUUCCCACACAGCAAAAAGUAGAGAGUUAAAAUUUCAGGGUUAGACGUGUCAGAGUUAAUUUUAACUCAUUAAGUGUUUUUUUAACAUUUAGCGAUUUAAAUGAUGCCCAGUGUUGGAGUUAUUUCGCAGAGUUGAUUGCGUUGGUGUUGAAUCAACUCUGCUGGGAGGAAAAUAAGCUCCUCCCCUCCGCUUCACAGUUUUCGUUUGAUUUCAAUCUGAACUCGGCUCCAUUUUGUUCAUCUCCUAUUCUACACGGUAAGUGUCCAACUUACUAAAUCUUUUGUCCAGCACUAUUACAUUGACAGAGUGAGUGAUUUGACUUUUUCAACUAAUUACAACAUAAUUGAAAGGCAGCUGAAUAUGUCCAUUUUGCAACAAUUUUACACAACGUGUUAGCUAGUAGCCCACCUGGUAGCUAGUAGCACUUACACCUGAUAUUAUUAUCAUGGUAAUUCUUACAAAAUAUAUUUUGUCCGACCAUAUGCUCGCGAAAAAUAUACUUCUAUUUUGUUUUGUCGUUUAAAAUGAUAAUUUUGACCUUGUGAAUGUAAGAGGUAACGACUAUUAGCUUCCGUGGAACAUCAGCGAGCCGAAGUCACGUGCCACAAAUAGCCGAGGAACGUUACAGCGAGGUGAACGUUUGACCUAUACUUUAUUUUGCUUUGUCUAGGUUUAUCCCAUGCUUAAAUAAAAUGCUGAUCCAUGUAAAGUAUGGUGACCUGCAAAAGUACGUGAAGUUGGAGGAGGUCGAAGGACUGUUUGACUCUAAUCAGUUUCAUGAGAAAGUCAUUGAACGAUUUUGCCUGCCACCUGAUGGCAAAGUGACAUACAAAGAUGCAACAGAUACUGAAGUUGACGAAGAAAUAUUCAGUGACCUCCUUAGACAAGGCAAUGUGGUACUGACAGUUUUCUGCUCUGAUGAGUACUCAGAAUGGUCAUCUGCUUCUGACUCUGACUCGAGCUUCAACUCAAAUGCAUCAACAUCAACAAUACUAAUGGAUGAGAUACCACGCAAGAAGCAAAAAACUGAGAAUGCUAAUAACUCAAUGUCUGCUAAGAAUCUGGUUGAAGGUGUCCUACAAAGCAAGUCUGGUGGUGAAGAAAUUCUGCAGGAGUAUGAAACUACAGAAACCUUAACUGAUGCCACAAGAAGACAAAUGGUGAACAUACUGGUGGCUGACAUGAUUGAUAAACAUGGGUAUGUUUGUUUUUACAAUGUUUAAUUUAUGUAUAAUAAUUGAAAAAAAUGUUUAAUCACCAAUUUAAAAUCUGCUGUUUGGCACCUCCCCACUAAAGCAAUCAGAGAGAAGUAUGCCUUUGGAAUAGUGACGCUCUUCCCAUCCCUCAAGGAUCCAUACACCAAAAAAGGCUAUGAGCAUUUUUAUGAUGCAGCAAGCAGCACUGGAUACAUUUCAUGGCGUCUUAAAACGGUCCUAAGGAAGAUUCAAAGAGGAUCUCUUGUGCCACUAAGUAGCACCAAUUACACUUCAUCUGGAGGCCCAAAUAUACAGAGAACUGUGAUUGCUGAAAAACAACUUGAUGGGAAUGCCUGUCAGGAGGCCAUAUCUCUGCUUAAUCACACCAAAGACAGGUCUGUGAUCUUUCAGAAGAUGAGAGAGACUUUUGAGUACCGUCACAAGCUUAUUAAAGAUGCCAGUGGAAGAAAUGAUAUUCUGACAACGUUCAAGAGGUUCCUGGACACAAAAGGAUUGAUUGAUCAAGACUUCAGUCUUCUGUUCAGUGAAGAAACCUCAUCCAGACUGCUGCAGAAGUGGGAUGUGAUCUUCAAACCAAAUGUCAUCAAGGAGGCUAAGCGUUUAACUUCUACACCUGAGUUGAGAAGUUUGGUGCAAUCAGCGGAAAGUCUUCAAAGCGAUGACCUCUCUAACACAUCUAGCUAUGACCAAGAAAUGGCGUCGCUGUUACUUCUCUUACAUCUCCUUCAACCGCAACCAGGAGGACAGAAGUCUCCAAAAAUCAGUGCAAGUGAUGCAGUUGAGAGACUUGUUGUCUUUCAUAAGUCAUGCUGCAGUUUAGAGGAGCAUCUCCAGGGUCAACGGGGUCUGCAGCCAUUCCUCCUUGAUGUUGGGCAUCAGAACAUUUCACUUAAAGAUGAAGAUGUGGUCAACAAAGAAAUGCUUCAAAUGAUUUCAUCAGGAGAUGUUUUUUCAACCAACUGGGUUAGAGUUGAGGAUGCUGAAUGCAGACAAGGACUUGCUGUUUGCAGCACAAUUCAAGAUGAGAUGCCAGUAUUUUGUCAGAUAAGUGAUGUACUUUUAGUUGACAAUACCUUUCUUUUGUUAUCUAAACAGCUAUUCACAGAAACAUUUGAUGAUCAUCAUCAUGCUUUCAGGAUUGUUCAAAGUGAAGAAAGGCAUUUAGUAAAAAUCCCUGAACUUAAAUUUCAUAAGACUUUUGAUAUUCAAAACUCUUGUGGCGUUUCUAAUGAAUGUUUGUUCAUUGUACCACAAUUUAAAAUGUUGGAAACACAGCUGCAAAAAUAAAGUGUUCAAAAUUGAUUUACUUGUGUCAAUUUGUUUCUUAAUAAUUAUUAUAAUUAAUCAUAAAGUAACUUUUUUUGGAAUAAUAACACUUGAAAGUGUUAAAUCAACACUAACAAAGUGGUACAUUUUUGUUCUUGGAUCAGUGUUAUCCAUUAUAUCCCACAGUGUUAAAUGAACCCUGUUUUGUGAGUUAAAUAAGUAACUCUGAUAAAGUGUUAAAAUUUUAACUAUUUUGAAAGUGUUAAUUUAACUCAGAAAGAGAGUGGACUAUAUAAACACUGAAAAAGUGUUAAAAUCAAAUCUGUGGGAGUUAAAUUAACACUGGACUUUUUGCUGUGCAUGGCGCUACUCGUAAAAUCUCAUCAGAUCGACCCAACUCUAUAUAAAUCCACACAGAGUGUCACUCUGAGCUUCUUACUUAGCAGAAGCGCUUCUGUUUUACUCACUGAACUUAUAUUGUGUUGUACGUUGAAUUUACUGAAGGAGUGGAAAGUUUCUUGAAUUUAUAUGUUCCUGCAUGCUAUCAUUUUCAAAUGCUUUCAAAUUUACAUGGUGCUGUGUUGUUUAUGUAUUUGAAUCACCAACUGCGAGCCAAAGUAUCACACCUGGCAGGUCCAGUCCGACUAGUUUUCCUAAACAAAAAAAAAAAAAAAAUAAUCGCUUCCUCAUGAGAAUUUAGGGACUUGUUCUCAGAUUCACACAGACAGUCCCCAGGCUAUAACGUUCGUGCGUUUAACUGUUCUUGUGAGUGUUUUCACAGGUUUUAUUAUUUCGUAAUAACAUCGGAUAAAGGGCGUGGCUCAAGCUGGAUCCAAUCUUAUUGUCGCAAAAAAGAAAAUCCUGUUUUCUUAAAUUCUUCUGAUGGACAAUGAUUAAAAAAAAUAAAAAUAAAUAAACACCUGCCUUUUUGUCACACAGUUUAAGUGAAGUCCAACUGUGAACGCUGGAAAUAAUGGAGAGCUUUAAAGACCUUCUGCAGAAGCUGCAGGAAGCCCAUGAACGAGAAGUGGAAGCUUUGCAGGUGAAAGUCAAAGAGCUGUCCAACAAGAAGGGCUGCGACACAAAGCGAAUGGAGGAACUAUUCACCAGAAACCAGCAGAUGAAAGAGCAGCAGAGAUUACUGACGGAGAACAUCAAGACUCUAGAAAACAGACUGAGAGCCGGUCUGUGUGACAGAUGUACAGUAACCCAAGAGGUCGCCAAGCGGAGACAGCAGGAGUACGAAGCCUCACACAUGCAGAGCCUCCAGCACAUCUCCCUCCUUGCUGGAGAGAUGACCAACCUUCAGAAAAAGAAUCUUAAACUUAAAGAUGAGGUUGCCAGUUUAAGAGCAGAACUUGAAAGUGGCAGCGAGCACAAUAACAACAACAACAACAACAACAACUCUGUGGACGUGAAACCAAAGAUGUCUCCUGACCUUCUGUCCCCCGGAGCCGUAGCCCUGUUCAGCCCAACCAUCCGUCGGUCCACAGACCAACCAGCAGAUGGCGAUGUAGUGGUGAAGACUGAGGCAGAUCACAAACGUGAAGAAACUGAAUGCAGGCUGUUGAGAGCCACAACCCGAAGCAGUUUUGAAGUAUACAAGCCUCAGCCAACUUUUGCAUCAUCAUCCUGGAAGACAGAACACAGAGUAAAUCGAGGUGUAGAGAAGAGCAUUGAGGUUCUUGAUCAGCACUCCUCCAUCCAUACCCCACAUCUCCGGAAGAAGUCCCACUCCUCACCAAGUGGAGAGGUGAGACCAAGCAGACCUGUGAUCCACGCUCCCAUCCCCUGCCAUCCCAAACCCGUCAAGAGUGGCCCCGUCUCUCUGCCCUGGCCUCUAUCUGAAGGCCCACACUGGGGUGCCAUGGCAGCUGUGGGAGCCAACCCGGCAUUGCAGAACCCUUCCAACAGGCUUCAUUUGUCACGCCUUUCCAACUUGAUCCCACCAAUCUCACAAGCCACCACCAGAAGGCAUGGUUUUGAUUCUUCAUGGCAGAGCCACAAGCAGAGCGCGCCUCAGCCCCCUAAAGAACCAACAGUGGUUUUCACAUUCAGGAGGAUGCCAGAGAACAUAGAGAAUGAAACUAAGCCCAUAGAGAAAAAAGAAAGCCCACCUUCCAAGACUCAGAAAGUCUCUGGAGAAGAACUUAGAGAGAGCUCUGACGGGCCUCUGGACCUUUCCGAUCGAGCGAAGACUAAACCUAGUCAACCCGGAAAUGAUGAUAGUCCCAUCGCCUUGCACUGUGAGGGAGACGCACAGAGGAGCCCUGACAGGAAUGACAAUACAGCGAUACCUGUGUCAUCACCUUCAGUCAUUUCCCUCCCUUCUUCCUCCUCCUCAACGCCCAUCAAACAAGAACAACAGUUGAUCAGUGAUCAUGACCAUGAGGUUAAAGAUCAGGAUAAAAAAGAAGAAGCAAAUGAUAAAACGGAGGAAAGCAACGGGAAGAAAGUUCCUGUCCUCACUCUGUCAUUACGUCCAGCACUGGUAAGGCUAGAGACCCUAACAUCUGCGCUACAGAAGCAGGAGUCAAUAUCGUCAAACGGCAAGCAAAAGUGUCCUUCUAUGGCGAGCCCCUGUGCUUCCUCAGCAUCGCCGCAGUCCUCGUCUUCAGCAAAUGAGGCAGACAGCAGCCUGGACGAGCAGGAAGACAAGAGUGGGUCGGGUCAGGAGAGCAAGGCAGGCCGCAGGAGGAAGAGACUUCGCAUAGAGACCGAAACCGACAGAGACUCAGACACAAACAAGAUGCAUCAGGAGAGAAGAUUCAAGAUCACAGUGAGAACCGAGGAGAGGAGCCCCAGCUAGAGAGGAGGACGGAAAUCACACCUGGACGCUCAAACCGACGAGGAGUUACCGAUUUCCUCCCACAUGGAGGCAGCGUGGUGAGAUGCAAACCCAGCACUGACUUCAUCAAACAUCCUCAACACUCUGCCGUGGAAAGGAAUGGCUCAUUUGCAUAUUGUUCUUCUUUCAUCAGCAUGACGUCUAACCAGUUUCCACUCCCUUUUGGAUCAGUUUUGUGUGUGUGUGUGUGUGUGUGUGCGUGUGUGCGUGCGUGUGUGUGUGUGUGUAUGGCGUGUGCGUGUGUGUGUGUGUGUGUGUGUGCAGAACAUGAUCAAAAUAUCACAUGUGCAACCUAAUAUACACCUUCACUUCCAUGUAGAGGUUGUAACUUUGCAAGUACUCGUUGCAACGAUAUGGUACGACUUUAUAUUUGUCACCUACAGAAAACAAUCUGUGGGUUUGUCAGCAGAAGUGACAGACAUUAGACAGCUGAUUAAAUAUUUUAACAGGUUAUUUUUAUGUUGUGUGUGUGCCUGUCUCUCUCUUUCUGAGUGUUCCUUUUAAUCCUCUGAACAUGCUAAACCAACAGUGGCUUCAUCUCGCGACAUGUCGCGUCAUAGUGAAUGCAUCGUAGCUUGCAGUCGACCGAGCGGCUCGGAUUUUGGGACGUUUUCAUUUUCAAAUGAUGACUUAAUUCAUGGCCUUAGAUGAAACAUAAUUUCCACCGCUGUUAAAGUCUUGACUUUCCUGUGAUUGAUUAGUAUGUUUUUUUUUUGUUUGCUUCAGUUUUACUGUAGAGUUAAGAAAUCACUUAAACAACUCUUGUCUGAUAUAAUCUGAAAAACAAGCUCAGACCUACAGGAAUGAAUCAGUGUCAUGUGUUGUGCCUUGUUAAAUAUGUGGUCGGAAUAAAAACUGAAGAAAAACAGUUUUCUUUCAUGACGACUGUUUUUGUCUUUUUACGCUUUGUGAUAAUAAAUGUACAUCAUUCGAGCUGCUAGCACAAAACCAUCCUGCAGCAGCAGUAUUUAAUCAGAAGCUUCCACAGGUUUGUUGCAAGGCUGACUGCUACAGGAGCACAGCAUCACCAUCCGCAACGAGUCUCUGAAGAUACUCUGAUGAAACGAGUCACGGCAGCAUUCAACUUCCCUUUGGGAUGGAUAUAGAAUUUUCAACUGAAAUAGGAGGAAAGAAAGAGAAAGAAAAAAACUGCAAACAACAAAAUAAAACAGAUUACAAUAAAAACACAGUAAUGAAAUUUGUUAACUUUUAAGUCAAAUAAAAAAAAUAAUAACUUAAAAUCAAUCAUAUUUGGGUUCAAAAUGACACUAUUUUGACCUCUGAAUCAAUUGGGAGGUUUUUUUUUCCAUCAGGCCUAUGAAAAAAAAGAGGCUUGAUGAAUGAGAUGGAUGAGAUCACUGAAUGAUUUACCCCAUCCAAUGCACUGAAUCUUAAACAGGAGGAAACAAUUCACUAUGACAUGCCAAAAGUGAGCUAUAAAUGUUCAUACUUAAAUUACAUCAGAAUUUAAGUUAUUUAAACACCAUGUCUAGUGAGCAAUCAGUCCGCCAUCUGCUUGGGAAGAGGCCAUAUUUAUUCCUGUUUCUAAAAUCAGGGACAAAACCAGCAUACAGAAACAGAACAUUUACCAAAGCAAAGCCCAAACACCCCAGGAUAGAGAUCUAAAUAGUGUAAUAAACAUCUUAGGGGGUUUUAUUUGGAAAAAAAAUUGAUUCAGACUAGGUCCCUGGUUCCUUCCCAACUAGUUAUAGUUUUACCUCCUUGUUCACUUGUGCAGCUGCUUUUUACUCUCCCUUUCAGAGAAAACAGGAGUGAUUACAAAAAGGUUGUUUUUUUUCUAUUCUGAGUCCCUCGGUUCUCAUCAACACCUUAACUUCUGCCACAACUCUUCAAAACCAUGCUGCUCUGCAGCCUGUGCUUAGAAGAUUCUGCCAUAAACCAAGUGGUAUUGUCAAUUUUA